This is a messenger RNA of Chlorocebus sabaeus (green monkey), 3100 nucleotides long. RefSeq names its product solute carrier family 9 member B1 (gene SLC9B1). Gene Ontology annotation, biological process: proton transmembrane transport. Lineage: Eukaryota; Metazoa; Chordata; Mammalia; Primates; Cercopithecidae. The record is from RefSeq and is a predicted model, not a curated record. Gene Ontology annotation, molecular function: antiporter activity. Gene Ontology annotation, cellular component: membrane.
GCAGUCCCGAACACUGCUUUUUGGCUAAAAUGCCCAGUGAUGUCAACUCUGUCCCUGGAUUUCUACAACCCGAUGAGUCAAUAUUCAGAAGAGACGUCAAAAGGAAAGGGUUCAAUAGACAGAAAACACACCAGACAGUUCCGGGAGCCCCAGAACCCUGGUCUCUGCUGGCGCGGGAAGCCAAGACGUCACUUAAACGCGCUGCCGCCCCCUCGCCCCGCCCCGCCCCGCCCCUGCGCGGAAGUCUAGCCAGGCUUUCGAGUCACUACCCUGCCCACCUGGGUGGCGCGUGGCUUACGCAACGGUUACUGGGCUCCCGGGCCAGCGAGGGCUGCGCAAAAAGUUGUAGCAUGCACACCACAGAAUCAAAAGAUGAACAUUUGGAGGAUGAAAACUUCCAAACAUCUACAACUCCUCAGAGUCUCAUUGAUCCUAACAGUACUGCACAUGAAGAAACUAAAAUUGUCCUAUCAGAUACAGAAGAAAUAAAACCACAGACAAAAAAGAAGACAUACAUUUCUUGUCCUCUAAGAGGAGCAUUGAAUGUAAUUAUUACAAAUGGAGUUAUACUCUUUGUGAUAUGGUGUACGACCUGGUCAGUCUUAGGCUCUGAAGCUCUCCCUGGUGGAAAUUUAUUUGGAUUGUUAAUUAUUUUUUAUAGUGCCAUUAUUGGGGGAAAGAUUUUACAACUCAUUAGAAUACCUUUAGUGCCUCCACUUCCACCUCUUCUUGGGAUGUUACUGGCUGGUUUUACGAUUAGGAAUGUUCCAUUCAUCAGUAAACAUGUCCAUGUUCAUAACACGUGGUCUUCAAUUUUAAGAAGCACUGCCCUUACCGUUAUUCUAAUACGAGCCGGGCUUGGACUCGAUCCACAGGCUUUGAGGCAAUUGAAGGUGGUUUGUCUCAGAUUGGCUGUAGGUCCAUGCCUUGUGGAAGCUAGUGCAGCUGCUGUUUUUUCCCACUUCAUUAUGAAAUUUCCCUGGCAAUGGGCAUUUCUAUUAGGUUUUGUUCUAGGUGCUGUCUCUCCUGCUGUUGUUGUCCCUUCCAUGAUGGUGUUGCAAGAAAAUGGAUAUGGUGUUGAGGAAGGCAUUCCAACCUUACUAAUGGCUGCUAGCAGUAUGGAUGAUGUUCUGGCUAUCACUGGAUUCAAUACAUGCUUGAGCAUAGUCUUCUCCUCGGGUGGUAUAGUUAAUAACGCCAUAGCCUCUAUAAAGAGCGUAUCUAUUAGUCUGCUGGCAGGAAUUGUUUUGGGAUUUUUUGUUCGAUAUUUUCCAAGUGAAGACCAGAAAAAACUUGCAUUGAAGAGAGGAUUCCUUAUUUUGACUAUGUGUGUUUCUGCUGUCUUAGGCAGCCAACGUAUAGGUUUACAUGGAUCUGGAGGAUUAUUCACCCUAGUGUUGAGUUUCAUUGCAGGGACAAAAUGGUCCCAAGAAAAGAUGAAAGUCCAAAAGAUUAUUACAAAUGUAUGGGAUAUUUUUCAACCACUUCUUUUUGGUUUAGUUGGAGCAGAAGUAUCUGUUUCAUUGCUUGAAUCAAAUACUAUUGGCAUAUUUGUUGCCACUCUGAGUUUGGCAUUAUGUGUUCGAAUUUUAAUCACAUAUAUAUUGAUGUGCUUUGCUGGUUUUAGUUUUAAGGAGAAAAUAUUUAUUGCUUUAGCAUGGAUGCCCAAAGCUACAGUACAGGCUGUGUUAGGUCCUCUGGCUCUAGAAACAGCAAGAGUCUCUGCACCCCACUUGGAACCAUAUUCAAAGGAUGUGAUGACAGUAGCAUUUUUAGCCAUCUUGAUCACAGCUCCAAAUGGAGCUCUACUUAUGGGCAUUCUGGGGCCUAAAUUGCUUACACGCCAUUAUGAUCCAAGCAAAAUAAAACUGCAAUUGUCAACGUUAGAACAUCAUUAAAAAGUUUACUUGUCAUCAUCUGCCUGCUUCUUUUAAUGAUUUAUUUCACAUGACAGAAGAAUUUUAAAGUAGAAAUAUGUGCGGACUGUACAGAGAAUCCAGGAUUUAGUAAAUAUGUGAUUUCAGUACAGGGCUUUUCUUGGAUUUUUUACUCCAAAGUUAAUUUAAUAAAAAUAAUAUUAAAUGGAAUGCUCUCGGUAUUUACACACUGUAAGAACAAAUUAAAUCUGUAAAUACCCUAGGAAAGUUUAAAGUAAUCCCUCAGGCUGAAUUUUAUAUCAUAACAAAAACUGAACUUAAUAUUAAAUUAAACAAACUUAAUGGCAGAAAGAAAAAACUUUGAAUAUUGAACUUGGUAAGAUAGCCUAAGUUUCCAAACAGGAGAAGUAGAACUCCCCAUGAUGUCCAGUAAUUCAGUUAAAAAGAUCACCACAAAAAGAAAAAAAAAAAGGAAUAAAACACAUCAACUUUGAGUUAACGAAAUAGAUUUUAAAUUCUAGUUUUGGUGACUACCUGAAUAAAUAAUAUGUAAAGUAAUACAACCAAGUUACUCUUUCCCUACUUCUGCCAUGCCCUUAAAAUGAAAGUCUGGUUUAGCAGUUUUUAGAUGAAACACUAUCUAUAUUUUUAUUUAUAGAAAUAAAAUUAAAUCACAAACGGAAAUAAACUAUAUUUUUUCAAUUAGUAUUUUAAAAUCUAGGCAUAAAAGGCAGCCUCCAAAAAUGAAAGAUUUGGAGACUACUGUCAUGUGGCAGUUUCUUCUCCUUAGUAAUACAGAAUUACCUUUUAAUUCUGGCUGAUUAAAUCUGCCAUGUUAAUGUAGAACCCAUCACAAGCAAAAUGAGUUUUAAUUAACUCAAGACUCUUUAUUUUAAAGUUAUAAGAGUCAUAUAAAGUUAAAAGAGUCAUUCUCAAAUGGCCUUAUUGAAUGGCAUCUUAGAAAUUGUUUAGACUUCUUUGGCAAAACCUCAAUGCAAGGACUGAAUAUUACUUUCGUUCCCCUUUUUUCCUCUUCUCCACAAGCAAGCUAUUAAAAUACCACAGAAUAUGAAAUUUACACAUAAAUUUGCCAAGUGAAACAAUUAAAAUUUAAGGCAAUCGAAACUGUGUGUUAUUCCAUUAAGACUAAGGGCUUUCACAGAAUAUAUCCCCAAAACUGCCAAAAGUUCUAAAACCCUCUGGAAAAUAACUCUUUGAAAAUA